Messenger RNA from Macadamia integrifolia, 2111 nucleotides. Its product is annotated as alpha-L-fucosidase 1. Gene Ontology annotation, biological process: fucose metabolic process; glycoside catabolic process. The transcript has 3 exons. The record is from RefSeq and is a predicted model, not a curated record. Lineage: Eukaryota; Viridiplantae; Streptophyta; Magnoliopsida; Proteales; Proteaceae. Gene Ontology annotation, cellular component: lysosome. The coding region runs from base 180 to 1802 and encodes 540 amino acids. Gene Ontology annotation, molecular function: alpha-L-fucosidase activity.
GCUUUACAAGAAUAUUUCCUGGCCGAAUGGAACCUUUUGCCCAUCCAUUGCUAUGAUUUCUUUCCUCUUUUCACUGGAGUUGACUUGUGUAAAUUUGAAGUUGAACAAACCCACUCUGAUGCUGCUGAUGAAACAUCAUCCAUCUUCGCUCACUCGCUAGCUCUCUGUGAGAAUUUGCGAUGAGGGAGGAGAGAAAUGCUCGAGAUCCCACUAUCCUAACCACCAAAACCAGAGAACCCAUGCCCUACUUUACUGGUAUCGUCUUCCUCCUUUUCUCUCUCAUUGCAACCACAACAACAACAGCAGAAGCAGCUUCCUCUCUUUCAUCUUCUCUCCCAAAACCUCCCCCUCUGCCCAUUCUACCUCUGCCCUCUGCGGCCCAGCUCUCAUGGCAACUGGGAGAUAUGGCUAUUAUCCUGCAUUUUGGGACCAACACCUUCACCGAUUCUGAAUGGGGCACAGGCCACGCCGACCCCUCCAUCUUCAACCCUACCAAACUUGAUGCCCGCCAAUGGGUUCGGGUCGCGAAGAACGCUGGCUUCUCCCGUGUGAUUCUCACUGCCAAGCACCAUGACGGCUUCUGCCUCUGGCCCUCUGCCUACACCGAUUACUCCGUCCGUUCCACCUCUUGGAAGAACGGCAACGGUGACGUUCUAGCUGAUUUGGCCGACGCUGCUAGGGAGGCUGGUAUCGAUUUGGGUGUCUACCUCUCGCCUUGGGAUCGUCACGAGACUUCCUAUGGCAGGACUUAUGAGUAUAAUGAGCACUAUAUGGCCCAGAUGUCUGAAUUGCUCACAGGAUAUGGGGAGAUCAAGGAGGUAUGGUUGGAUGGUGCCAAAGCAGAGGGAGAAAAGGAUAUGGAAUACUUCUUUGAUUCUUGGUUUGCUCUUAUUCAUCAGCUGCAACCUGGGGCUGUCAUAUUUUCAGAUGCUGGUCCGGACACCAGGUGGAUAGGGGAUGAAGCUGGUGUUGCUGGCUCCACUUGCUGGUCCCUUUUCAAUCGAAGCUCUGCCAAGAUUGGUGACACGGAUCCCCAGUAUUCUCGUGGAGGAGACCCGUAUGGUCAUGAUUGGGUUCCUGCAGAGUGUGAUGUAUCCAUCAGGUCUGGUUGGUUUUGGCAUGCUUCGGAGCACCCAAAGUCUGCAAUCACUUUGCUUGACAUAUAUUACAAUUCAGUGGGACGAAACUGUCUCUUUCUACUAAAUGUCCCCCCAAAUUCAUCAGGUUUGAUAUCAGAAGAGGACAUUCAAGUGCUUGAAGAAUUCACCAAAAUUCGACAAACCAUAUUCUCCCAUAAUUUGGCCAAGAAUGCCAUUCUGACUGCAAGCAGCCAACGUGGAGGCAAAAGUGAUUCUCGGUUUGACCCAAUCCAUGUCCUUGAAGAAGGCAUUUUCACUUAUUGGGCACCUGAAGAGUAUCAAUCUGAUUGGGCAAUAAAUCUGGACUUUGGGGAAGCCUUAUCAUUUAAUGUGUUGCAAGUUCAAGAGCCCAUCCAUAUGGGCCAGCGGAUCAUUGAUUUCCAUAUUGAUAUUCAUACUAAAGAAGAUGAGUGGAAGACAGUAAUAAGCGGCACAACUGUGGGAUAUCGAAGGGUGCUUCGGUUUCUCACUGUAAAAUCACAGUAUUUGAGGAUUGUCUUUGACAAGUCCCGGGCAGAUCCACUGAUUUCUUUUCUGGGGAUUUACUUUGACCCGUUUUCCAUUGUGAAUGAUGCAUCCGUUACAAACUCAACGUUGUACUUCAAUGGCACUGAAGUUAUUCGACUGACAGCUUACAACCAUUCUCUCAGUGCCAAGAUGUAGAUUUUGAAUUUGAACUCUAUGAAGACAUCAUUUUUUCUCUUAUCCGGAAGUUGUAACACUGGUGCAGUGAAGAGAUAGCAGCUCAAGUGAUCUUAUGUAAUUUGAUUGUAGUAUAUCAUGCCAUUGUUGUUGCCUGAUAGGCUUUUUUUUUAUUUCAUAUCAACCAUGCAACCAUGUUUAAUGAGCUCUAUUGUGUUAAAAUCCUAGGCUUGAAGACUAUGAGCUCUGAGUCUGCUGUACUGGAACUUCCAUUUCUGUUUUGUUACAUUAUUGAGUUCUGCAACUUCCAAUGGAGUUAUCUAAUGCAAA